This is a messenger RNA of Branchiostoma belcheri (Belcher's lancelet), 918 nucleotides long. RefSeq lists its product as uncharacterized. NCBI's taxonomy places the organism in Eukaryota, Metazoa, Chordata, Leptocardii, Amphioxiformes, Branchiostomatidae. The record is from RefSeq and is a predicted model, not a curated record. The transcript is spliced from 4 exons. The coding region runs from base 154 to 675 and encodes 173 amino acids.
GUGUGCAACAAACAUUUUUGUACGUGUCCCAUAGUGGCUACGCCCACCCCACCCCCACAAGUGAGUGACAUGGUAUGUCUCAUUUUCUACGAAGGCAGGAAGGCAGAACUACAUAGCCAGGAGGUAGGAAUUUAGUUCCUCAGUGUUGUGACCAUGAAGGGACUGUGUGGUGAGAUGUUCGGCUGGGACAGCUCGUUGGGAUGCCGCCCGUGUUUCACCUGUGUGACCUGGCCUGACGAUCCUCACUGCCGGGACUGUCCACUCCUCGAGACCACGCCCGGGUACGAGGCCGCAACGACUUCAGCAGGCUGGAGCAGUACUACAACCGGCCGGCAGGAGGAGCUGUGGACUACUGCAGUAGCUGAUGUCGUCACCAGUACCUUCCGAGAGCUGCUGCCCGACCUGCCGGGACCCCUGGUCCGAUCUACCGCCCCGCCUGACACCCUGGAGACAGUCGGUCCGGCAGGGCAACAGGGUUUUGAUGAUGAUCUGACGUUGGUUGAGCUGGCUGUAGUGGCCUUACUGAGCGGCCUGGUCACGUUCCUCCUGGUGCUGGUCCUGCUGAGCUGCGCUAGCUGCGGCGUGAGGAUGUGGCGCCGCCGGUGGGGCGAGGACACCCGCACCGUCACUCUGGAGAAAACACCUGAAGAAGUCACCUUUCUUACCCCGCACUGAUGAGCCCGCUAUAUUGCAAGGUGCCUUUUUCGGCAUGGCCGCUAGGUGGCACCCCAGCUCAGCUCAGCAAUUCUGUCCAGGAAGGACUGGAUACCAGUUGAAAGCCAACUGAAAUGACAUACAUUACCUAAGCAUCUGUCAUGGAAUUUACUUUGGAUAUGUAAUUGUCAUAAUAAAAAAAUCAUUGAGAGUUUCUGAAAGAUUUACUUUCUCAAUUCAUCAAUGCACUAGAAACUACAUUAA